AUGGAUUUUACAAAACCUGAGACUGUGUUAAACCUACAAAACAUCAGAGAUGAGCUAGUUAAGAUGGAAGAUAGUAUUAUCUUCAAGUUUAUUGAAAGAUCACACUUUCCUGUAUGUGCCCCUGUCUAUGCACCAAACCAUCCAGAUUUGAAUAUACCUGAUUUUACAGGAUCUUUCUUGGAUUGGGCUUUACUACAGAUGGAAAUCACGCAUUCGAAACUACGGAGAUUUGAUUCGCCAGAUGAAACGCCAUUCUUCCCAAAUGAUAUUCAAGAGCCUAUCCUACCUAGAAUCAAUUACCCUAAGAUUCUUCAUGAAAAGGCAUCAAAACCAGUGAACUAUAAUGAAAAGAUCAAAAGCAUUUAUAUCAAAGAAAUCGUGCCCUUGAUCUCUAACUCAGAUGGUGAUUCAAAAGAAAACUACGGUAGUGUUGCCACGAGAGAUAUGGAAUGUUUGCAAAGUUUGAGUAGAAGGAUUCAUUUUGGUAAAUUCGUCGCAGAAGCAAAAUUCCAAUCGGACAUUGACCUGUACACCAAAAUGAUCAGGGAGAAGGAUGUAGAUGGCAUCAUGUCAAGCAUUACUAAUGCUGCAGUCGAAGAAAAGAUUUUGGAGAGACUAGUUAGAAAGGCAGAUGUUUACGGUGUUGAUCCAACAACUCCAGUAGACAGUUCUGAAAAAGUAAGAAGAAUCACGCCAGAAUAUCUUGUUAAAAUCUACAAAGAGAUUGUUAUUCCAAUUACUAAGGAAGUUGAAGUUGAUUACCUUUUGAGGCGCUUAGAUUGA
This is a messenger RNA of Nakaseomyces glabratus, 783 nucleotides long. It is a transcript of the gene ARO7, whose product is annotated as chorismate mutase ARO7. Gene Ontology annotation, molecular function: chorismate mutase activity. NCBI's taxonomy places the organism in Eukaryota, Fungi, Ascomycota, Saccharomycetes, Saccharomycetales, Saccharomycetaceae. Gene Ontology annotation, cellular component: cytoplasm. Gene Ontology annotation, biological process: chorismate metabolic process; aromatic amino acid biosynthetic process. The record is from RefSeq and is a predicted model, not a curated record.